GUUCAGCGUGAGCGCACCGCCGCCGUCUCCGCCCCGGCCCCCAGCCCGGCUGCAGCGCGCACCAUGGGCUCCAUCCUGAGCCGCCGCAUCGCGGGGGUGGAGGACAUCGACAUCCAGGCCAACUCGGCCUAUCGCUACCCCCCGAAGUCCGGAAACUACUUUGCUUCGCAUUUUUUCAUGGGGGGCGAGAAAUUCGACACACCACAUCCUGAAGGUUACCUGUUUGGAGAGAACAUGGAUCUGAACUUUCUGGGCAGCCGCCCAGUCCAGUUUCCCUACGUCACUCCUGCCCCCCACGAGCCAGUGAAGACAUUGCGGAGCCUGGUGAACAUCCGGAAAGACUCCCUCCGCCUUGUGAGGUACAAGGACGACGCCGACAGCCCCACUGAGGACAGCGAGAAGCCCCGGGUGCUCUACAGCCUGGAGUUCACCUUUGACGCCGAUGCCCGUGUGGCCAUCACCAUCUACUGCCAGGCGGUGGAGGAGUUCCUGAACGGCACGGCCGUGUACAGCCCCAAGAGCCCUCCUCUGCAAUCUGAGACCGUCCACUACAAGAGAGGGGUGAGCCAGCAGUUCUCCCUGCCCUCCUUCAAGAUCGACUUCUCGGAGUGGAAGGAAGACGAGCUGAACUUUGACCUGGACCGGGGCGUGUUUCCGGUGGUCAUCCAGGCGGUGGUGGAUGAAGGAGACGUUGUGGAGGUGACCGGCCACGCCCACGUGCUCUUGGCUGCUUUUGAAAAGCAUGUGGACGGCAGCUUCUCGGUGAAGCCUUUGAAGCAGAAGCAAAUCGUGGACCGGGUCAGCUACCUGCUGCAGGAGAUCUAUGGCAUCGAGAACAAAAACAACCAGGAGACCAAGCCCUCGGACGAUGAGAACAGUGACAACAGCAGCGAGUGUGUGGUGUGCCUGUCGGACCUGCGGGACACGCUGAUCCUGCCCUGCCGCCACCUCUGCCUCUGCACCUCCUGUGCCGACACGCUGCGCUACCAGGCCAACAACUGCCCCAUCUGCCGGCUCCCUUUUCGGGCCCUCCUGCAGAUCCGAGCCGUGCGGAAGAAGCCAGGAGCCUUGUCCCCCAUCUCUUUCAGCCCCGUCCUGGCCCAGAGCGUGGACCAUGACGAGCACUCCUGUCCCUUUAAAAAAUCAAAGUCGCACCCCGCCUCCCUGGCCAGCAAGAACCCUAAAAGGGAAACAAGCUCCGACAGCAUCCCACCCGGCUACGAGCCCAUCUCCCUGCUGGAGGCGCUCAACGGCCUGCGGGCCGCCCCCCCCGCCAUGCCCUCAGCCCCCCUCUAUGAGGAGAUCACCUACUCGGGCAUCUCGGACGGCCUGUCCCAAGCCAGCUGUCCGCUCGCUGGGAUCGAGCGUGUCACAGAAAGCAGCCACCCGAAGGGCAAGCCGCGGAGCAGGUCUCCGGACAGCACCCUGCGGUCCCCGUCAUCCCCCAUCCGUGAGGUGGACGAAGAGAAGCUCUCCGAGGACUCCAGCGCUCCUCCCCCACCAAGUAGUACAGAGCUGGUGCUGCGGGAAAGCAGUUCCCCUGAGAGUUUCUUAACGGAAGAGGUGGCCGAGUCGUCGCUCAAGCAAGGGAGCCGAGCGCCGUCCAUCGAGAACGUCCUGCAGGACAGCAGCUCUGAGCACUGCGGUCAUGGCCCGCCAGGCCCACCUGCCGACAUCUGCCUGCCAGGAUGGCCCACCUCCAUGGAGACGCCCCGCGGCCUCAGCACCACCGGCCCCCCCUGGUCUCUGCUUGGUGGCCCCAGUCCUGACACAGGCACCACUGAGCUGACCCCGCUCUGAGAUUGGCCAGGCGCAGCGUGGAGCCUCCACUCCCCGGACUCUGCGAGGGGCUUCCUUGGGCCCAGUGAGGCCUAGCCACCCGUCUGCAUGCCCCUGUGGCCCCCAGGCUCUGAGGGCCUGUGGCGACUUGAUCAAUGAGCACAGUGGACUGUCCCCCACGAACCCCUUUUCUACGGCCAAUGUAUUUGUAGAUGGUACAGAUGAAGGACCACACACUCUGUCCUGGGCGCCACGCCCUGUGGGCUGUGCGCUGAGGCUGGGUUCCCCCAGCCAGCAAGGCCGACACCGAGAACUCAGGAGCCCAGCGGAGAUGUCCCUGAGGGUGAAGUGCUGAGUCACAGUCAAUGAAGGAACAGUACCUGCCCACUGCCCGCCACGCAGGCCGCAGUGACCUGUCACUGCUGCUGUGUGUCCUCCGUGGUGUUGGUCACGGCUGUGGGUGGCUCUCUCUACCUCCCUGUCCCCCUCUGCUCUGCUACUGGCCUCCUCUCACUGGGCCCUCUCCCUGAGCAGCCUGGUAUCUGCACUUGAGGUUAGGACCUGGGUCUGACCGAGGGGCACGGGCGCAGCCUGUGUAGCCGUUGGCACCUGCUGUCCCUGUCACUAAGCCCUGUGCCUGCUCACAGGUCCCGCUCUACUCACAUUAGAUCCCAUCUGCCAGGGAGGGACCUGGGCACCUUCCUCAGCUCCCCCUUUGCCAUUUCAAUGCCACGUUGUGUUUUUCCUUGAUUUGUUCUGUCUGGAGCCCUCCAGGCAGGGCCUGCCGGCAGAGGAGAGGACUAGCAGCCCACUUGGGAGAUGGGGCCCAACCAGAUGCUUAUGAUAAGCCCCUGUGCAGCUGAAAGGAAGAGGCGCACCCAGGCCUGAGCCCUCAGCAGGGCCUUGAACCAGGUGGGAACGUGUAGCUCCCCUGGCCUCUGCCAACCCCGUGGAUACCCCUGCCCACAAGGCCGCCCUCCCUGGUGCUCGGGGUCACUGCGAGCCCAGGCUUUCCUGAGACGGGUGCUUACGAGAAGUUCGGCACUGACAGGUCGGUCCCUCUGAUGGAGCCUGAGUGGAGGAGCACUUCACCCCUGGCUCCCUGCUGCACCAGGGCAGCCACCCCCCACCACCACUGUGUGUGCUCGUGUGCACACAUGCGUAUGCGCACACAACCCUCACGCCGCCAGCACGGGCCUCUGGCCGGUGGCCUUGGAGCGGUGCUGUCAGAGGGUGGGAGGCGGCAGGCCGUGGCGGAUCCGGCUGUCGUGAUGUACCCUGGCUGCUUCUGUUCGUUUUUACUGUAUAUUUAUAGUAAUAAAGUCACGCAGCAAUA
Molecule: messenger RNA, 3115 nt
Organism: Tupaia belangeri chinensis (Chinese tree shrew)
Lineage: Eukaryota; Metazoa; Chordata; Mammalia; Scandentia; Tupaiidae
Gene: MGRN1
Product: mahogunin ring finger 1
Exons: 17
Coding region: 64-1800 (578 amino acids)
Biological process (GO): negative regulation of G protein-coupled receptor signaling pathway; protein ubiquitination; endosome to lysosome transport
Cellular component (GO): nucleus; plasma membrane; early endosome
Molecular function (GO): ubiquitin protein ligase activity
Source: RefSeq, a predicted model, not a curated record